AUGACGAGGGACGAUGUCCAAGUAGAAGAAGGUCAAGGCGUAGAAGACGAACGAGACGAUGACGACGGCGGCGGCGCGACGACCAACAAGAAGAAGAAGAACAAGGGGAAGAACAAGGGGAAGGUGAAAGUGAGCGAGGAGAGCGAGGAGACCUCCGCCGCUUCGCAGCCGCAGCAGCCGCCGCCGCCGCAGCAUCAGCCCCAGAACACAACACGAUAUCCCUCGAGUGGAAAGAGAGACAUUCGUGUCGAGAAACGGCCAAAUCCAAUGGUGCUCGGUGCCCCUGUGACAACAAUCGGGCGUCGGAGGGAAGCGGCAGCGGCAAAUAGUAACAGGGCAGUUGCUGAGGUGCCGGAGGACAUGAGGGCGUUGAAAUACGGAGCCCGAGGCGACGGCGACGACGACGACGACGACCACCGCCACUACGCCGACGACCACGAAAACCACGAAAACCACGAAGACCGUGACCGCGGCGGCGGCGGCGGCCGCUGGAAAGCGAUGGACUCCACAGACCUGAGAGCCUACGUAGGGCUGCUCAUCCUAGCCGGCGUGUACAGGUCCCGAGGCGAAGCGGCCUCUAGUCUCUGGGACGCCGAGAGCGGAAGGACCAUUUUCCGCGCAACCAUGCCGCUCAAAGUCUUUCACGCUUACUCGAGACUCCUUCGCUUCGACGACCGUCAGACCAGAGCCGAGAGACGCGCAGCAGGCGGCGGUGACAAACUUGCGGCCGUGAGAGAGGUCUGGGACAAGUGGGUCGAGAGGCUGCCGCUCCUCUACAACCCCGGGCCCGACGUGACGGUGGACGAGCAACUGGUCCCUUUCAGAGGCCGAUGUCCUUUCCGCCAGUAUAUCCCAAGCAAGCCGGCCAAAUACGGCAUCAAGACAUGGGUGGCCUGCGACUCCAAAUCCAGCUACGCCUGGAAGAUGCAGGUCUACACCGGCAAGGCCACAUGCGGAGGCCCCGAGAAGAACCAGGGGAUGAGGGUCGUGCUCGAUUUGACGCAGGGACUCAGGGGUCACAACGUCACCUGCGACAAUUUCUUCACCUCAUACGAGCUCGCGCGCCAGCUCCUGACCAGGAACGUCACCGUGGUCGGCACAGUCAGAAAGAACAAGCCAGAGCUCCCGCAGGCGCUGCUCGCCUCAAAGGACAGGCUCCUCUUCUCCUCCAAGUUCGCCUUCACGUCCACCACCGCUCUAGUGUCCUACCUGGCAAAGAAAAACAAGAACGUCUUACUCCUGAGCACGCUGCACACCGAGGCUCACGUUAGCGCGUCGCCAGGACAAGAAGCCGGCCAUCGUCCUAGACUACAACAGCAACAAGGGAGAGCUCAACCCCACUUGGAUGCCUGGCAAGCGAAACAAGAGGAGGGUGUUCCUCGAGCAGCUGGGAAAGGCACUAGUGACUCCGUUCAUACAAAGAAGGGCCCGUCUCCCUCUGCACCGAAGCCUCUGCGGCGCUCGUCAAAGCUGUUCAGAGGGCUACGUAUCGUGAUCAGCCCCGGCGAGAUCACGCCCCGCAGCACCGGACCACGCAGCACCACCGGCCCAAGCACCCAACCCCGCACAACCCAGUAA
Molecule: messenger RNA, 1578 nt
Organism: Coregonus clupeaformis (lake whitefish)
Lineage: Eukaryota; Metazoa; Chordata; Actinopteri; Salmoniformes; Salmonidae
Exons: 4
Coding region: 1-1578 (525 amino acids)
Source: RefSeq, a predicted model, not a curated record